GUCUUGCAUCGUCCGCCGCGGCAGCAUGUUGUGCGUUGCGUUACUCCUCGCGUGUUUAGCAACCGCUAAAGGCUAUGUCACGGAACAAUCCUUCGCGGAACGUUUGGAUAAACUGUAUGAAAAGUUGGAAAAAUUCAAUGUUACACCCGAGUCAAAGUUGUACGCGAAGUUGGAUAGAUUGAAUUCCUUAACCCCGGACCGGCAACUGACCGAUGAGGAGGAACUCGUGUCUGCUCUGCAGUUGUGGGGGACGAUGAGUGAGGACCAGCUCCGGGGGGUGAUGCAAGAGCUGCAGCAGCUGAAGGAGGAACGAAGUGAGAAGCUGAUAGACGACUAUGCGGAUAGUGAUUGGAAUGAUGAUGAUGAUCCAGAGCUCAGCGAUGGUGAUUACGCGAACGACGUUGGUGAAGAAUGGGAUCCAAUAGAGGACGACAUCAGUUCCACAGCCAAACCCAUGCUUGGUGUAACACCGUCAGCGUUCACGAGACUGGAUGGGUAUAGACAUACUAUAGUAUCUGCUGUAGACCCUAUCGCUGCGACCAAUGAGAGGCCGAGGAUUUUGGAUGACUCCCAGGCAACUGCAGAAGAAAGGGUAGCUAUCCGUAAAGGGGUGCUAACAAACAUGGCUUCCGUGGUUCGAGCUUACAAAUGUCUGACGCCGCAGCCGCGCUGGCUCACUGUGAGGAAACUAGCGCCAGCUGCUGAUACUGUAUACACGCCCCCAUGUGUACAACUCCACCGCUGUGCACCAGACUCCGGCUGCUGUUACAACGAGGCAGAGGUUUGUGCGCCCGUUGAUGGAAAAUACGUCGCUAUACCUUUCUUUCUAAACAAAGCAGACGGUAACCUGACAGCGGCUCGAAUGCUCUUCUUCAACCACACAAGAUGCGCCUGUGUAUCCAAAGACACGUUACAAAGCACAGCUAGAACACGACUUGAUCGGAUCGAUCGGAUAGAUAGAAUCGAUCGGACGGAUCGGACAGAUCGGAUUGAUAGGACGGAACGGACACGUGACUUCAGGGAACGGCAGAACGACUGGCGAGCGCCCACUGAUGAACCGUCUGUGCGAGAUGAAGAUCAAACUUCUCCACCUUUGUUAAAGAGAUGCACAUGCCCCGGCUUCUUCCGGAGCCGUAUAACCAACGGCAUCUGCACUUGCGUGUGCGACUGGAGCGACGCGACCAAACGCCGCGACUGUCUCUCUCUAUCACGCGGGCGAGAGCACUUCGGGUUACGGGAACGCGUGUGUAUCGCGCGUGGGGAGUGUACAGCGCCUGCUUGUGAGCACGGCCCGUACGAGCGGCACGCCGGCCGCUGUCCGCUGCGGCGGUACAGACGCCGGUACAGAGCGCACCGCGCGUGACCAGGUACAGAUGGUGAUGGUCAUUCAUCCGGACGUUUGGACAACGAGCGAGUCAAGAGCUAUUCACUUGUAA
Messenger RNA from Colias croceus (clouded yellow), 1436 nucleotides. RefSeq lists its product as uncharacterized. Gene Ontology annotation, molecular function: growth factor activity. Gene Ontology annotation, cellular component: membrane. Lineage: Eukaryota; Metazoa; Arthropoda; Insecta; Lepidoptera; Pieridae. The record is from RefSeq and is a predicted model, not a curated record. The transcript has 7 exons. Bases 26 to 1363 code for a protein of 445 amino acids. Gene Ontology annotation, biological process: hemocyte migration.